This is a messenger RNA of Polistes canadensis, 1112 nucleotides long. RefSeq lists its product as uncharacterized. The transcript has 6 exons. NCBI's taxonomy places the organism in Eukaryota, Metazoa, Arthropoda, Insecta, Hymenoptera, Vespidae. The record is from RefSeq and is a predicted model, not a curated record. Bases 170 to 1036 code for a protein of 288 amino acids.
AAUUUUCUUCGAAUACAUAUAAACAGACCUUAACAUUAUUUUACGAUUAUUUCCAUAAAGUGGUAUCACUUGUUACAAAAUUGCAUUUAAACUUCAACAGACAACAUUUAGUUGAAUUGAUUUGUUUUUCUUAUAUUUUUUCUUAAUAUUUUAUUUCAAGAUAGCUACGAUGGAUACAAUUAUGUUAGAAAUGUAUGAUGUUCUAUUCAAAUUACGUUAUCCUGAAAUUACCAAAGCGAAGCCAGAUAAUAUAGGCUCUACUAUAUUAUCUGGUGAAAAUAGAAUUCAUUUAUUAUCGUGGUUACUAACAGAAAAAUUACCUACUUUAUCAAUCGAAUUAGGAAAACUUCAAGGUCCUGUUUUAGAAGAUAAACUCGCCAAGUACUAUUCUCAACUUGGAAUUUGUGUUGACAAAGAUAUAUUAUUGGGUAAUUGUACAUUAGAGAAACAAUUUUCUACUUUAGCAAGAUUAUUAAAAUUUAUUAAAAAAAUUCAUGCAGAUUCAAAUGAUGUUUCCACCAACAAGGAAGAACAAACAGUUGCUAAUUUAUUAAAAAUGCACUUUGCUGAAGAUACCGAUAAUCUGAACAAUGCAUCUCUAAAAAUGAGUUAUUCGGAAGCUGUUAAAUAUUUUGAAGAGUUACGAAUAUUAGACGAACCUAAUGAGUUUGAUAAAACCUCUAUAGGAGAAGAGUUAUCCGAAUUUAAUGAAAAUGGUGAAGAAGCGAAUAAUACCGAAGAACAAAAGAAUUUUAUUUUACGAAUGGAAAAAUUGACAGAUACCUAUAAUUCCAUUUCUUCUUGUUUUGUAUCGGCUGAGAAAGAUGAAAAUCCAGCAGUAAAUUGUAUGGAUGAAUAUUUUAAAACUAUGCAAUCUGAUUUUGAAAUAUUUAAACAGAUACUACAUUUUAAAAAUGAGAUACCUACACUUGCAUUACCAAAGACGCCAGAAAAAAUCAAUCUCAAUAAACAAUCGUUUAAUUCUAUUAUAGAGGACAUUAUGAUAUCAACAGAUGAUAUUAAAUAUAUGUGUUAAUAUUUGUAUGCAAUAUUAUUUCCACAUAAUUCAAAACGAAAAAUAUUAAAAAGCGAUUAAUAUAUUAACGAUGCUA